This is a messenger RNA of Anthostomella pinea, 1536 nucleotides long. Lineage: Eukaryota; Fungi; Ascomycota; Sordariomycetes; Xylariales; Xylariaceae. The record is from the annotation of a GenBank genome assembly.
AUGUCGGCACCCAUUGAAGAGAUCCAACUCGCCAAGACGGCAGAGGUCGCACCAAACGUCGUGGAGAAGACGUCGAGCUCCAGAAAUUCGACUUCCGCCGUCGACGAGAAGCUGUCACAGCCUGUAAGAACGAGCUACCCUGGAUUGACUGGAUUCUUUCACUGGCACGAGCCGGGUACCUCCAAAGAGGAGAAACGACUCAUCUUCAAACUGGACUGGUUCCUGUUAUCUUACUCUUGCCUCUGUUUCUUCGUCAAAUGGCUGGAUUCAAACAAUGUCACGAACGCGUAUGCGUCGGGCAUGAAGGAGGAGCUGGGUUUCGGGCCUGGCAACGAGCUGACCUGGAUGAACACCUUCUUCAACGCCGGUCAGUUGAUAGGCGCCCCAUUCGCGAACCUGAUCAUCACGGUGAUCCGUCCGAGAUACUGGCUGCCAUCUUGUCUAUUGUGCUGGUCUCUCUUCGUGCUGUUCUUGUACAAGUGCAACACAGCUCAUCAGUUUUACGCCCUCCGUUUUUGCAUCGGUCUUUUCGAGUCUGCGGCUUGGCCUGGUAUCGAAUAUACGCUCGGUUCAUGGUAUAGAAAGUCAGAAAUUGCCAGACGCUCUGCCCUCUUCGUCAUUUCCGGAGUGCUUGGACAGAUGUUUUCGGGCUACUUGCAAUCAGCAUUAUACUCAGGCAUGAACGGGAGGGGUGGUCUCUCGGCUUGGCGUUGGUUGUUCAUUUUCGAUUUCAUCCUCGCGGUCCCGAUCGCCAUUUACGGUAUGCUGUGCCACCCAGAUACGCCGCAUCAGUCGAACGCCUGGUAUCUCAACGAAUGGGAACGCAACCGUGCUAAGGAACGCAUCGAAGAGGAAGGCCGCAAGCCCGUUGGGAAGCUCGAUUGGACCGUGUUCAAGCGUGUUGCUACCAGCUGGCAGUUGUACUGCUUCGUAAUAGGAUACGCAUUGUGGUCGCUGACCGUGGGUUCACUGGUGUUGCAGUACUUCACGCUCUACCUCAAACAGACAGGCUACUUCACGAUCCCCCAGAUCAACAACAUACCCACAGCCAUUGGCGCCGUCAACUUCUUCACCAUGAUCAUCACCGGCUACGUCGCCGACAAGAUCGGCAACAGAGGCCCGGUGUGCCUGGCUGUCGGCUUGAUCCUCACAGUCUGCUACGCGAUCCUGUCAGCGUGGGAUGUGCCCCACGGCUUGAAGAUGGUCGUCUUCAUUGCUUGUGGAACAUACGGCUGCUUCACGCCCCUGCUUGCGGGUUGGUGUAACGAAACCUGUGGCGGCGAUCAGCAGAAGCGUGCGUUCAUCCUCGGCCUGAUGACCUCCGUCGGCCCGGCAGUCCAAAUUCCAUUCCAACAACUUCAGUUCCCUAGCUCCCAGGCGCCGCAUUUCAAGUCGACCCAUGGCUGGCCGUCGGCCUUGGCUUUUGUCGUCCUCUUGACGUUGUGGACAGGAUUCGGUAUCCCGACGAUACAGAAGGCCAUGCAGAAGCGUGUCCAGACUGACGAGCAUCAGUCUGAGUAUGAGGCAGAAACUUAG